Molecule: messenger RNA, 6305 nt
Organism: Cyanistes caeruleus (blue tit)
Lineage: Eukaryota; Metazoa; Chordata; Aves; Passeriformes; Paridae
Source: RefSeq, a predicted model, not a curated record
AUGAGUAACCGCCGUGAGGGAGCAGCUUCAUCUCACCUCCCGGAGAGGGUCCUGUGCCGGGCACGGUGUCCCCCAGCGCUGGGACCCUGCUGCCCCCGGCCCGGCCCCGUGGUCGGCGUCGCGAUUGGAUCCCUGAAAAACCACUACUUAUUCAGACAUAAGACUCACCCAAGACGGUCCCGAAGAAGUGCUAUCCAUAUCACUAAGAGACUUUCUGAUGAUGAGCGGGUGUCAUGGGCAGAGCAGCAGUAUGAGAAAAAACGAACCAAGCGUGCCUCAGUGAGAGACUCAGCAGAAAGUCUUUUCAACGACCCCAUGUGGAAUCAGCAGUGGUAUCUGCAAGAUACAAGAAUUACUCCUUCCCUGCCCAAACUAGAUCUCCACGUUAUUCCUGUGUGGCAGAAAGGAUUUACAGGCAAGGGAGUUGUCAUCACAGUCCUAGACGAUGGACUGGAGUGGAAUCACACUGACAUCUAUGCUAACUAUGACCCAAAGGCAAGUUAUGAUUUCAAUGACAAUGAUCAUGAUCCUUUUCCUAGAUAUGACCCAACAAAUGAAAACAAGCAUGGGACGCGGUGUGCAGGAGAAAUUGCCAUGCAAGCCAACAACAGAAAAUGUGGAGUUGGAGUAGCCUACAACUCCAGGGUUGGAGGUAUACGAAUGCUGGACGGAAUAGUCACCGAUGCUAUUGAGGCCAGUUCAAUCGGUUUCAAUCCAGAACAUGUGGAUAUCUACAGUGCAAGCUGGGGCCCUAAUGAUGAUGGUAAAACUGUGGAGGGACCUGGAAGAUUGGCACAGAAGGCUUUUGAGUAUGGGAUAAACCAGGGCCGAAACGGAAAAGGCUCCAUUUUCGUGUGGGCUUCAGGGAACGGAGGUCGUCAGGGUGACAACUGUGACUGUGAUGGUUACACUGAUAGCAUCUACACCAUCUCCAUUAGCAGUGCUUCUCAGCAAGGGCUUUCUCCCUGGUAUGCAGAGAAGUGCUCUUCAACUCUGGCCACAGCAUACAGCAGCGGGGAUUAUACUGACCAAAGAAUUACAAGCGUUGAUCUUCACAAUGAAUGUACAGAAACUCACACGGGGACCUCUGCAUCUGCACCUCUGGCAGCAGGAAUUUUUGCUCUGGCACUGGAAGCCAACCCAGACCUAACGUGGAGGGAUAUGCAGCACUUGGUAGUGUGGACCUCAGAAUAUGAUCCACUGGCUGGAAAUCCAGGAUGGAAAAAAAAUGGAGCAGGACUGAUGGUCAACAGUCGAUUUGGGUUUGGGCUACUCAACGCCAAUGCCUUGGUGGAUUUAGCUGAUCCCAAGAGAUGGAAAAGUGUACCAGAAAAGAGAGAGUGUAUUGUCAAAGACAAGAGCUUUGAGCCCAGAUUAUUAAGAGCAAAUGAAGAAGUCAUCAUUGAAAUUCCCACAAAAGCCUGCGAGGGUCAAGGGAACUCCAUUGCAUCUCUGGAGCACGUGCAGCUCGAGGCAACGAUUGAAUAUUCCCGUAGAGGUGAUCUUCAUGUCACUCUGGUUUCUCCAUCAGGGACCAGCACUGUCUUACUGGCUGAGAGAGAGAGAGACAAAUCUCCCAAUGGCUUCAAGAACUGGGACUUCAUGUCUGUCCACACCUGGGGGGAAAAUCCAGCAGGCACCUGGGUUUUAAGUAUUACUGAUAUGUCCAGACGAAUACAAAAUGAGGGAAGGAUUGUAAGCUGGAAAUUGAUUUUGCACGGCACUGCUACCCAGCCUGAACACAUGAAGCAGCCACGUGUGUAUACAUCCUACAAUGCUGUGCAGAACGACAGAAGAGGAGUGGAGAAGAUGACAGAUCUUGUAGAGGACCAUACCACACUGGAGAGCCUGAGUGAAAAACCCAAAGCCACAGAAGACACCAGCAGCAGCAGUGACAAAGCAGAAGAUAAAAUCCCAUCAGAGGCCAUGCUGCAUUUACUGCAAAGUGCUUUUAGCAGACAGAUGGAUCAGAAGCAACUGCCAAGCAAGACUGCAAGCGAGAAGUCAAACAUUCCAUUUGAACACUUCUAUCAAGCCCUCAAAAAAUUGAACAAGCCCUCCCAGUUGAGAGGCUCAGAAGAAAGUCUGUACAGUGACUACGUUGAUCUUUUUUACAAUGCCAAACCUUACAAGCAUAGAGAUGACAGACUGCUGCAAGCAUUGGUUGAUAUCAUAAAUGAAGGAAAUUAACUGUAGGGUAUGGCACUGAGUUGGAAAUAUUCGUUCUCCCCACCUGUAGUUUUUUUUCCAGAGUCUGUGUAUGCUCUAGUUGUGUGAUUGCUGCUUUGAUUGCUUCAUAUUUAAUACAAAUAUCAAGGAAGAGAAAAAACGGGUGUGAGGGGAUAAGGAAGGAAAAUUACACUUUUUAGUAUUAUCUUUUUUCAAAACCUUUCUGCAGUAUAGAUUUGCCCCCUCAGGCAUGAAAUGCAAUAGGACUCCCCUGAAAACCUUAGUACUCUAUUUUAAACAAUUUUCACAUUACUUAUUCUUCCACCCUCUUCACUUAAGCAUGCAGUAGGAUUCAAAACCUGAAUUACCAAGCAGUUUUGAACCAAACUGCCAAAGCUAUGGGGAUAUAUUCUCAUCCAUGGAUUUGUCAUGAAUAUUGCAGUCUUUGUUAUAUUUGUCAUUUAUUCUGAUUUAAUACUUGCAACCAGUAUUGCUUCUGUCAUAGGUGUUUUGUUCCUUCUCCAAACAAUGCUCCCCUGCCCUUCUGUUCUCCUGUAAAGGAACAUCUGGGAGGCUGGGUUUGGACUGGGGCAUCAGUGAACACUGAUGAAGUUAUUCACAAUUUAGACUACAGACAGAAACACACCCUAAUAAAAAAGAGCCCACAGUGAGGCAUCCCAGACCAUGGGAUGGCAUUCUCUCCAGCUGCCUGGAACUUAACCAGGUGAAGUGCCUGAAUUAUGAGCCUGGUCUUUCUAGGUUGUAUGUGUUUAAUGAGGACAGAGUCUCACUUCAGAGCACUUGGCUUUCUUUUUAAUUGGUUGUGAAUCACCUGAUGGAGUACUUAAUCUAUUUGUGUCAAUCAUAUGAGCUUUGAGCUCCAGCCUCCUACCUGUGGAGCCUGAGUUCGGUCUUCAAAGUAGUACAGCUGCCUUUCUGAGAUUCUCAGAUUCCUGAGAUCUACAAGUAGUCAGGCUGAGUGGGAUAGAAGGGGUAGCUGCUGCAGAAAAGUCCAUCCACAGACUGUAAAAUUCCCAAAACAUCUAGGAAGACAAGGCAAAAUUAUCUGAGAUUGAAAAAACAAAAAAACAAAAUACCUUGAGAAGGGUGAGCAUGGGUUGAGGCAGAGGUGGCUGUCAGAAAGCAACUAGGGUGAGAAGCUCCCUAACAUUAGCAGUUUUACGCACAUACCUCUUUAAAGAGACUAAAACUUAUAUAUUGUUUUGCUUUGAAUAAUUAAAAAAAAAAAAAAGCCAUGCUGGAUGCUCAGAAAAGGUAGGGGAUCUAGAACAAGGAAAUGAAGAUUCCUAGGGGAUAGUUAUGUCAUUGAAAUGCUAAAGAAAACACAAAAAAGUGCUGACUGCUUUUUACUUCCUCUUAUCUACUAUUGAAAUGUGUUUUGCAGACUCUCUAGAAAUAUUUGAUUGGAUUCUUCUUCACUGUCUAUUCCUUAAAAUUAUGCAAGUGUCUCUAAGACAGGAAUUUUACAUUUUGCUCAUAAUCCAUCAGAUCAAAUAAAAGUUUCAAAAGUUUUCACACUAAAUUCUGUAAUUCAAAGGUUAACCUAUUUACUGCAACUUAUUAAGUCUUCUGUGGAAAAAAAGGACUAAAGACAACCUUGAAAAUUAUCUUACCAAAUGUAAGACUCAGAAAAACAUUCUUUGUGGUAGCUUUAUGCCUGUCUUGGGCUUAGUCUGCCUUUUUGAUAGUUUUAAGGAUUCUUUAAUAUUCUUCUAGUCAACAGUUGAAGGCUAUUCCACUAUUGAAUGUCUCUUGUAUUGAAUUGCUCCCUCUCUACUAAGAAAUUUGCUUAGGAAGAGAAGUCAUUAAAAAAAAAAUAUCCCUUCAAGUGGUCCAUAUCAGAAAGCUUUCCCUUUGCUGUCCUUUCCAAGCAAAAGCUUUCUGGCAAUGCAUAACUAAUGAACAAGCAAACCAUGAAAAUUUCUAAUUGCUGCUAUUACAGAAUGAGAGCACUUAUUUUCACUAAUAUUUAAUUUUCAGAAUAGACUCAUCUGGUGAGGUAAGGGCCACUUUUAGUCCUGUGCAACGAAGCUUAGAGGCUGGUUCCCUCAGAUAACAACAAAUUCAGCCAGUCCUCAUUCAGGUAUAUUACAGUGAGGAAAGUACUAACAACACUCCAUUAGGCCUUGAAAGAAAUUUUCAGGUUAAAAGGGUGGGAAACAAAAGACCCUCCUUUGUUUUAAGAUCAGUUCCUAUGCUGUAGCCAAAGUUUCAACAGAGGAAAAGUUUAAAAUCUCUGUUUUGAAUGUUUCCAACCCAGAUCAGCUUGUACAGGAGUAAAUUAUUUUUAUUGUUAGUCUUUCCUUGGUGCCUGUGUGGAUUUUGUGAAAAAUGUAAAAGUAAAAAAAAAAAAGUUUUCUCUCAGAAUUUUAAAUUAUAUUUUCGUUACAGGUAUUUAUAAUAUAGCAAAGAUUUUAUUGAACAGACAGAAUUUUAAAAGGCAUAAUAAAUAAUAUUGAAGAACCAGAUUUUUUCUUGAGAAAGAGACAAUUUCAUCCAAUAAACAUAUUUUUUAAAAGGCAUGUUACAACAGCAACCGCAACAUGUAUGUGAUGUGAUGUUAAAAUUUGUCUACUAGUAGCAUAAUACAAUGUGUUAGCAGAGCUCAGUGUGUGGUCUUAACAUUUGUAAAGAAAACAGUAAGAAAAAGUCAAGGUAUUGACUUAAAAGGAACAGGAAAUUGAGUUUAAAAUGAAAAAUAAUGGCUUGGGGAAAUAACUAGGGGUUGGGUGGAAAAAAAUGUGAAAUGUAUUGAAAAUGAGGGCUUUCAAGGGAUCUCUUCAUCAGUAACACUCACUUGUUUCCUCCUCAGAGCUGCAGCCAAGAAAGGUUUGCUGUGGACAACAGAGACAGCAGUACUGUCUGUAAUUCAGACAGUUAAAAAUAUUCUGCCUAUUUAAUACACAGAUGUGUGUGUCAGAAGCUCUAAAAUGAAAUAAUGCAGCAAAAAGGGUCAGGGGGUCAAGGUAAACACAGGGGUCUUCACUUCCUUCCAUGAAAACAGUUGAAACAUUUGUUGUUCCCUCCACCACUACUCACGUUUCAGGCCAGCAGAGAAACAAGCCCUUAAACCCCUAUGCAUUGUAAAUAGUGUAACCAACUACCUCUCAAUUACAAAAUUUGCUUUGUCAAAUGCCCUAAGGAUAAAUAAAACACUUUUGCUGUGAUUUCAAGGGAUACUUUCCCUUGGGAGAAAUACUUACAGUAAAUGUGCACAGAAAAUGGGUUUCUGAAGUAACAUUUAGAAAAGAGAGAAAUCUAAGCCUAAAUUAGAGCAAACUACCACGCUAAACAGUAUUUUUUUCUCACAAGUUGACUGGGUUUUGAAAUGCUGCAUUCGAACUUUCUACCUUCACCAGCUUUGAGUUACCCAAGCAGAGUUUCUGGUCAGUCACGUCUUGUAACUCCAAACUUGUUAGUUUUCAGAUGAGCAUCCUCUUUCUUACCUCUCCCUCUCCUCUUCACUCUGAAAACAAACAUAAGCAUUUUCAGUGAACAGAAGGCUAUUUUAAGAGAGAAAAACGAGGGGCCUUACAAAUAAAAUGCUAUCUCUAGUAUUUAUUAUUGCAUUAUCUCAGUGUCAUAGAUUAAACGAGGAUGUGGUCUGUUUGUUAAAACAGCACAUUCAAGGGAGGGGGAAACACCUGAUUGUUCCUUGUUUUUUGUGCACGGAUCACUCGUGGAGGUGAUAGUCACAGUUAACUCCUUGUGCAUAAGAACAGCAGGAGGGACUGCCCUGUCCAAGGGUCUUCUUCUGCAACAUUAAGCCAGUUAUGCCACUGCAGUUUUCCAAACAUCACAAAGCUAAGGAAAGUUGGCAUCUGAGUUAGUUCAGCUUUGAAAAUAAUUAUAGACGAAAAAUUACAGGGGGAAAAAAAAAUAGUUAAUAUAUAACACAGCCUAAACCCUUUCUGUUUGAUCAAGUAUUUCUUUUCAGGAAGUCCAUUUUCAAAGCUCUGAGGAGCCAUUCCAUUCACAACAGUGUUUCAGAAAAGGAAAACUCUAGAAAUGUGUAUUUUGCUUGGAAUCAAUUGGCUAUCUGGUAUUUCUAACUGCAGACUGAAAAGAUUCAAACUCCAACCCUACUUGGCACUAAUAAAGCUAAUUUCUGUGAA